CGUCGCCGCGGCUGCAGCGGAGCAGCGCGAUGGGUCCAGCGCUGCCUCUGGGGCUCCUUUUGGGGCUCCUCUUGGGGCUGCAGGGGAUCCUGGGGGACCCGGGCGGCCUGCCGAGAGUUCUCCACUCCCUGCGUUACCUGGAUGUGGCGGUGUCAGAGCCCAGCCCGGGGAUCCCCCAGUACAUGGAAUUGGGGUUCGUGGAUGGGAUCCCCUUCACGCGCUACGACAGCGAGCGGGGACGGAAAGUGCCACUGACGCAGUGGAUGGAGGAGGGAGCUGAGCCGGGAUAUUGGGAGAGCCAGACCCAGAACUGUCAGAGGUACCAGCAUGUGCAUGCCAGGAACCUGGAGACGCUGCGGCACCGGUACAACCAGAGCGGGGGUCUCCACACCAUACAGGAAGUUUACGGCUGUGACCUCCUGUCCGACGGGAGCAUCCGUGGAUCCGAGCGGCAUGGCUACGACGGGCGGGAUUUCAUUUCCUUCGAGCUGGGAUCCAAGAGCUUCGUGGCAGCCGACGACGCUGCUGAGAUCACCCGGAGGCGCUGGGAAGAUGAGAACGUGGCUGAGAGGCGGGAGAAUUACCUGGAACACGUCUGCCCGGAAUGGCUCCAGAAAUACGUCAGAUAUGGGCGGAAAGAGCUGGAGCGCAAAGUGGUCCCUGACGUCCAUGUGUCCGGAAAAGAGGAACAUGGGACACUGAUCCUAUCCUGCCACGUGUACGGAUUCUAUCCCAACACCAUCGCAGUCAACUGGAUGAAGGGGGGUGAAAUCCGGGAUCAGGAGACGGAGUGGGGCGGGAUCGUUCCCAACAGCGACGGCACCUUCCGCACCUGGGCCAGGAUCGAGGUGCUGCCGGAGGAGUGGGAGCAGUACCGGUGCCGGGUGGAGCAUCCUGGAAUGCUGGAGCCCGGGAUCUUCGCUUGGGAGCCGACAUCUGGCAGGAAUCUCGCCGUGGUGAUCGCUGUGUCCGUCAUUGCUGCCAUCCUCGUCCUUGUCCUCAUUGGAUUCGGUGUUUGGAGGCUCCAAUCCGGGAGGAGGGACAGGAAUGGAUACAACCCGCCAGCCAGAAAGGACAUGGAACUCAACAGCUGAAUCACACUUAUGGAGCGGGAUUGGGGUGUGCUUGGCUUGCAGCCUCUUUACAGAGCAUGCUGACCCUAACAGUGAACUGCCAAAGAAAACAAAGUGAUAAAUUCUCCUGCUUGUUGAACAAGAACAAGGAUCAAACAAAGGUCUGCAAACAUCUGGUAAUUUGCUUUAAGAUAAGGAUAGUAACGUGUUUAGAGAAGAACGCAAACAGUAUUAUAAAUCAGAGCUAUAAGUUUGUAUUCUAUUUUUAGAUGCUUGGCUAAAACUAUAUAAGUAAUGCAAGAGCAAGAAAUAAAGGUCUCAGUUCCACAUCA
Messenger RNA from Pseudopodoces humilis (Tibetan ground-tit), 1405 nucleotides. NCBI's taxonomy places the organism in Eukaryota, Metazoa, Chordata, Aves, Passeriformes, Paridae. The record is from RefSeq and is a predicted model, not a curated record.